Molecule: messenger RNA, 11202 nt
Organism: Coregonus sp. 'balchen'
Lineage: Eukaryota; Metazoa; Chordata; Actinopteri; Salmoniformes; Salmonidae
Source: the annotation of a GenBank genome assembly
CAGACCCUAUACUGCUGACGGGGCUGAUAGGGACAAAAAAAGAUCCUAGCGAGGGCCAUAGGAGUGCAGGGGGUCUAGGAGAGUAGUUAGCAGCAAGAGUAAGCUAGUUGGGUGGUUUGCACAGGGAUCAGCUGCCAAAAUGGCCACCAAAGGUAAGACGGUGUAAAUGUGUGACUUGGCCUUAGGUAUACUUGGCCUCCGUGUGUGGGCUGAUGUGACCAGCUGGCUGUGGGACCAGUGAGAGGGGAGAAGGACUCCUCUGUGAGCCCAUGCCCACCUCAGGGGCUCUACAAAUGGGCAGGUGGAGAAUGACGGGGCAGGAAGAUUAGUUCUAAUCAGGUCACUGAUAGAGACAUAGAGAGCUACAGUUAGUGGAGAGAGAGAUAGACAACAAAAUCAAAAUAAGUUGCUGACAGAAUGGUGCUUAGCAAGCCUCUUUCUCCUGAUCUGUCUUGGCCAUGUUGGUGAAUCAUUAUGGGCACAGCUGCUGGGUAUUUAGGGUUAAGGGUUAGGGUGUAGGAGGGAACUCGGCUCUAUCUGUGAAAGAUUCCUGGAUGUUAGUUUGAAUCAGAUAAUUUCCCCUCUAGAUUUACACUUGUUAGUGUUAGUGAGCUCAUUGGAAGUUUCAGCUGUUGCCGAAAGGACUCUUCAGCUUCACUGCAGGUCUGCUGUGCAUUUGCACAGUCUACUUAAUGCAUUGUGUGUGUAUGUGUGUGUAUGUGUGUGUGUGUGUGUUUGUGCGUGUGUGUCUCCUAACCACCCUAAGAGGUCAUGUGUUGUGAACAAAAUCAUAAAUACUGGACAUGUCUCUGUAAGCUAUGUGUUGUGUAUGUGCGGUAUACGUAGUGGAGACCAUAUAUCUUCAACUCGCCUGUCUACGUUUCUUUACUCAAGAAGCAUAUAGGUUACUGGAAAAUGAGACACAUGGGAUCCUCAGUGCAUCACUGGUACUGUAGGCAUUAGGCACACUAUAAACAAGUCAUAAGUUCAGGUUUGUUUAUUCGUCAUAUACACAUUAUAUACAUGGAGUACACAGUGCAAUGAUUUGCACAAUGAGUAACGAUAACUUGGCUAUAUACACAGGGUACCUGUACCGAGUCGAUGUGCAGGGGUACGAGGUAGUUGAGGUAGAUAUGUACAUACAGUGCCUUCAGAAAGUAUUCAGACCCCUUGACUUUUUCCACAUUUUGUUUGAUUACAGCCUUAUUCUAAAAUUGAUUAAAUCGUUUUUUCCCCUCAUCGAUCUACACACAAUACCCCAUAAUGACAAAGCAAAAACAGGUUUUUAGAUUUUUUUGCUAAUUUAUAAAAAAUUAAAUAAAAUAUAGAAAUAUCACAUUUACAUACUGUAAGUAUUCAGACCCUUUAAUCAGUACUUUGUUGAAGCACCUUUGGCAGCGAUCACAGCCUCGAGUCUUCUUGCGUAUGAAGCGUGGCACACCUGUAUUUGGGGAGUUUCUCCCAUUCUUCUCUGCAAAUCCUCUCAAGCUCUGUCAGGUUGGAUGGGGAGAGUCGCUGCACAGCAAUUUUCAGGCCUCUCCAGAGAUGUUCAAUCGGGUUCAAGUCCGGAAUCUGGCUGGGCCACUCAAGGACAUUCAGAGACUUGUCCUGAAGCCACUCCUGCAUUGUCUUGGCUGUGUGCUUAGGUUCAUUGUCCUGUUGGAAGAUGAACCUUCGCCCCAGCUCUGAAGCAGGUUUUCAUCAAGGAUCUCUCUGUACUUUGCUCCGUUCAUCUUUCCCUCGAUCCUGACUAGUCUCUCAGUCCCUGCCACUGGAAAACAUCCCCACAGCAUGAUGCUGUGACCACCAUGCUUCACCAUAGGGAUGGUGCCAGGUUUCCUCCAGAUGUGACGCUUGGCAUUCAGGCCAAAUAGUUCAAUCUUGGUUUCAUCAGACUAGAGAAUCUUGUUUCUCAUGGUCUGAGAGUCUUUAGGUGCCUUUUGGCAAACUCCAAUGUGCCUUUUACUGAGGAGUGGCUUCCGUCUGGCCACUCUACCAUAAAGGCCUGAUUGGUGGAGUGCUGCAGAGAUUGUUGUCCUUCUGGAAGUUUCUCCCAUCGCCACAGAGGAACUCUAGAGCUCUGUCAGAGUGACCAUCGUGUUCUUGGUCACUUCCCUGACCAAGGCCUUUCUCCCCCGAUUGCUCAGUUUGGAUUGCUCAGUUUGGCCGGGCGGCCAGCUCUAGGAAGUGUCUUGGUGGUUCCAAACUUCCAUUUAAGAAUGAUGGAGGCCACUGUGUUCUUGGGGACCUUCAAUGCUGCAGAAACGUUUUGGUACCCUUCCCCAGAUCUGUGCCUCGACACAAUCCUGUCUCGGAGCCCUAUGGACAAUUCCUUCGACCUCAUGGCUUGGUUUUUGCUCUGACAUGCACUGUCAACUGUGGGACCUUAUAUGACAGGUGUGUGCCUUUCCAAAUCAUGUCCAAUCAAUUAAAUUAACCACAGGUGGACUCCAAUGAAGUUGUAGAAACAUUUCAAGCAUGAUCAAUGGAAACAGGAUGCACCUGAGCUCAAUUUCGAGUUUUAUAGCAAAGGGUCUGAAUACUUAUGUAAAUAAGGUAUUUCAUUUUUCUAUUUUUUUAAUACAUUUGCUAAGAUUUCUAAAAACCUGUUUUCGCUUUGUCGUUAUGGGGUAUUGUGUGUAGAUUGCUGAGGGUAGUUAAAAAAAAUAAUCAAUUUUAUAAUAAGGCUGUAACGUACCAAAAUGUGGAAAAAGUCAAGGGGUCUGAAUACUUUCCGAAGGCACUGUAUAACUAGGAAUAAAGUGACAGAUAAUAAACAGUAGCAGCAGUGUAUGUUAGCUCCCGAGUGGCGCAGUGGUUCGAAUCCAGGCUCUGUCGUAGCCGGCCGCGACCGGGAGACCCAUGGAGCGGCGCACAAUUGGCCCAGCGUCGUCCAGGGUAGGGGAGGGAAUGGCCGGCAGGGGUGUAGCUCAGUUGGUAGAGCAUUCCCACGGGGGGCCAGUAUGAAAAAAUUGAAAUAAUGUAUGAACUCACUAACUGUAAGUCGCUCUGGAUAAGAGCGUCUGCUAAAUGACUAAAAUGUAAAUGUAUGUGAUGAAUCAAAAAAGUGAGAGCAAAAAGGAUCAAUGCAGAUAGCCCAGAUAGCUAUUUCGUUAACUAUUUAACUCACUAUUUAGCAGUCUUGUGACUCAGGGGUAGAAGCUGUUCAGGGUCCUGUUGGUUCUAGACUUGGUGCAUCGGUACCGCUUGCCGUGUGGUAGCAGAGAGAACAGUCUAUGACUUGUGUGGCUGGAGUCUUUGACUCCAGUAUAAAGGUCCUGGAUGGCAGGGAGCUAGGCCAUGUACUGGGCUGUAUGCACUACUUUCUGGCGCUGGCAUGUAGCGCCUUGCGGUCAGAUGUCAAGCAAUUACCAUAUCAAGCGGUGAUGCAGCGGUGAUGUGGACACAGAGGAACUUGAAGCUCUCAACCCGUUCCACUACAGCCCCGUUAAUGUGAAUGGGGGCAUGCUCAGCCCUCCAUUUCCUGUCGUCCACAUUCAGCUCCUUUUUCUUGCUGACGUUGAGGGAGAGGCUGUCUUAUCGUCAUCGGCGAUCAGGCCUACCACCAUUGUGUUGUUGGCAAACUUAAUGAUGGUGUUGGAGUCGUGGGUGAACAGGGAGUACAGGAUGGGACUAAGCACGCACCCCUGAGGAGCCCCCAUGUCAGAUUGCGGAUGUCAGUGUGGCAGAUGUGUUGUUGCCUACCCUCACCACCUGGGGGCGGCCCGUCAGGAACUCCAGGAUCCAGUUGCAGAGGGAGGUGUUUAGUCCCAGGGUCCUUAGCUUAGUGAUGAGUUUGGAGGGCAUUAUGGUGUUGAACGCUGAGCUGUAGUCAAUGAACAGCAUUCUCACAUAGGCGUUCCAUUUGUCCAGGUGGGAAAGGGAAGUGUGGAGUGCAAUAGAGAUUGCGUUAUGUGUGGAUGUGUUGGGGUGGUAUGCGAAUUGAAGUGGCUCCAGGGUGUCUGGGAUGAUGGUGUUGAUGUGAGCCAUGACCAGCCUUUCAAAGCAUUUCAUGGCUACAGCUGUGAGUGCUACGCUUGGCGUUCUUGGGCACAGAGACUAUGGUGGUCUGCUUGAAACAUGUAGGUAUUACAGACUGGGUCAGGGAGAGGUUGAAAAUGUUAGUGAAGACACUUCCCAGCUGGUCAGCGCAUGCUCUGAGUAUGUGUCCUGGUAAUAUAUCUGGCCCUGCAGCCUUGUGAAUGUUAACCUGUUUAAAAGUCUUACUCACGUCGGCUACAGAGAGCGUGAUCACACAGUCGUCCGGAACAGCUGGGGAUCUCAUGCAUGGUUCAAUGUUGCUUACCUUGAAGCAAGCAUAGAAGGCAUUUAGCUUGUCUGGUAGGCUAGCGUCACUAGGCUGCUCGCGGCUGUGUUUCCAUUUGUAAUCCGUGAUAGUUUGCAAGCCCUGCCACGUCCGACGAGCGUCAACCGGUGUAGUAAGAUUUGAUCUUAGUCCUGUAUUGACGCUUUGCCUGUUUGAUGGUUCAUCGGAGGGCAUAGCGGGAUUUCUUAUAAGCGUCCAGAUUAGUGUCCCGGUUCUUGAAAGCGGAAACUCUAGCCUUUAGCUCAGUGCUGAUGUUGCCUGUAAUCCAUGGGUUCUGGUUGGAUACAGUGAGGGGAAAAAGGUUUUUGAUCCCCUGCUGAUUUUGUACGUUUGCCCACUGACAAAGAAAUGAUCAGUCUAUAACUUUAAAUGGUAGGUUUAUUUGAACAGUGAGAGACAGAAUAACAACAAAUUAAUCCAUAAAAACGCAUGUCAAAAAUGUUAUAAAUUGAUUUGCAUUUUAAUGAGGGAAAUAAGUAUUUCACCCCCUCUCAAUCAGAAAGAUUUCUGGCUCCCAGAUGUCUUUUAUACAGGUAACGAGCUGAGAUUAGGAGCACACUCUUAAAGGGAGUGCUCCUAAUCUCAGCUUGUUACCUGUAUAAAAGACACCUUUCCACAGAAACAAUCAAUCAAUCAGAUUCCAAACUCUCCACCAUGGCCAAGACCAAAGAGCUCUCCAAGGAUGUCAGGGACGAGAUUGUAGACCUACACAAGGCUGGAAUGGGCUACAAGACCAUUGCCAAGCAGCUUGGUGAGAAGGUGACAACAGUUGGUGCGAUUAUUCGCAAAUGGAAGAAACACAAAAUAACUGUCAAUCUCCCUCGGCCUGGGGCUCCAUGCAAGAUCUCACCUCGUGGAGUUGCAAUGAUCAUGAGAACGGUGAGGAAUCAGCCCAGAACUACACGGGAGGAUCUUGUCAAUGAUCUCAAGGCAGCUGUGACCAUAGUCACCAAGAAAACAAUUGGUAACACACUACGCCGUGAAGGACUGAAAUCCUGCAGUGCCCGCAAGGUCCCCCUGCUCAAGAAAGCACAUAUACAGGCCCGUCUGAAGUUUGCCAAUGAACAUCUGAAUGAUUCAGAGGAGAACUGGGUGAAAGUGUUGUCGUCAGAUGAGACCAAAAUGGAGCUCUUUGGCAUCAACUCAACUCGGAGGAGGAGGAAUGCUGCCUAUGACCCCAAGAACACCAUCCCCACCGUCAAACAUGGAGGUGGAAACAUUAUGCUUUGGGGGUGUUUUUCUGCUAAGGGGACAGGACAACUUCACCGCAUCAAAGGGAUGAUGGACGGGGCCAUGUAUCGUCAAAUCUUGGGUGAGAACCUCCUUCCCUCAGCCAGAGCAUUGGAAAUGGGUCGUGGAUGGGUAUUCCAGCAUGACAAUGACCCAAAACACACGGCCAAGGCAACAAAGGAGUUGCUCAAGAAGAAGUACAUUAAGGUCCUGGAGUGGCCUAGCCAGUCUCCAGACCUUAAUCCCAUAGAAAAUCUGUGGAGGGAGCUUAAGGUUUGAGUUGCCAAACGUCAGCCUCGAAACCUUAAUGACUUGGAGAAGAUCUGCAAAGAGGAGUGGGACAAAAUCCCUCCUGAGAUGUGUGCAAACCUGGUGGACAAGAAACGUCUGACCUCUGUGAUUGCCAGCAAGGGUUUUGCCACCAAGUACUAAGUCAUGUUUUGCAGAGGGGUCAAAUACUUAUUUCCCUCAUUAAAAUGCAAAUCAAUUUAUAACAUUUUUGACAUGUGUUUUUCUGGAUUUUGUUGUUGUUAUUCUGUCUCUCACUGUUCAAAUAAACCUACCAUUAAAAUUAUAGACUGAACAUUUCUUUGUCAGUGGGCAAACGUACAAAAUCAGCAGGGGAUCAAAUACUUUUUUCCCUCACUGUAUAUGGCCUAUAUACUACGGCUAAGGGCUGUUCUUAUGCACGACGCAACGCGGAAUGCUUGGAUACAGCCCUUAGCCAUGCUAUAUUGGCCAUACUGUAUACCACAAACCCCUGAGGUGCCUUAUUGCUUAAUUAUAUUCUUGCUAAAUUACUAUUCUAUUUGAUCUCAUUGAGUUUUUAUUUUAUCAUAUAAACAGGUUACCAACAUAAUUAGAACAGUAAACAAGCGUUUUGCGUCAUACCCGUGGUAUAUUUAAGCAAUAAGGCCGGAGGAGAUGUGGUAUAUGGCCAAUAUACCACGGCGUUCAGCCAAUCAGCAUUCAGGGCUCGAACCACCCAGUUUAUAAUGUCUGAUAUUCCACAUCUUUCAGCCAAUCAGCAUCCAGGAGCAAAUAAGUGGGGAAAAAAAGUAUAGGCACCAAUUGUGCAAGUUCUCCACUUAAAAGAUGAGAAGGCCUGUAAUUUUCUCAUAGGUACAAGUCAACUAUGACAGACAUGAGGAGAAAAAUCAGAAAAUACAUUGUACGAUUUUUUAUGAAUUUAUUUGCACAUGAUGGGGAAAAUAGUAUUUGGCCACUCAACAGCAAGAUUUAUGGCUUCACAGACCUGUAACUUUUCUUUAAGAGGCUCCUCUCGUCCUCCAUCGUAUAUUAAUGCACCUGUUUGAACACAGUAAAAAGAACCUGUCCCAACCUCAAACAGUCAAUCCAAACCCCUAUGGCCAAGACCAGCUGUCAAGACACCAGAAAACAAAAGUAGACCUGCACAGCUGGGAAGAUGAAUCUGCAAUAUAGCAGCUUGGUUUGAAAAUCAACUGUGGGAGCAUUUAGAAAUGGAAGACAUACAAGACCACUGAUAAUCUCCCUCGAUCUGGGGCUCCACGCAAGAUCUCACCCCGUGGGGUCAAAAUGAUCACAAGAACGGUGAGCAAAAAUCCCAGAACCACACGGGGGGACCUAGUGAAUGACCUGCAGAGAGUUGGGACCAAAGUAACAAAGCCUACCAUCAGUAACACACUACGCCGCCAGGGACUCAAAUACUGCUGUGCCAGACGUGUCCCCCUGCUUAAGCCAGUACAUGUCCAGGCCCGUCUGAAGUUUGCUAGAGUGCAUUUGGAUGAUCCAGAAGAGGAUUGGGAGAAUAUCAUAUGGUCAGAUGAAACCAAAAUAGAACUUUUUGGUAAGAACUCAACUCGUCGUGUUUGGAGGACAAAGAACGCUGAGUUGCAUCCAAAGAACACCAUACCUACUGUGAAGCAUGGGGGUGGAAACAUCAUGCUUUGGGGCUGUUUUUCUGCAAAGGGACCAGGACGACUGAUCCGUGUAAAGGAAAGAAUGAAUGGGGCCAUGUAUCGUGAGAUUUUGAGUGAAAACCUCCUUCCAUCAGCAAGGGCAUUGAAGAUGAAACGUGGCUGGGUCUUUCAGCAUGACAAUGAUCCCAAACACACCGCCCGGGCAACAAAGGAGUGGCUUCGUAAGAAGCAUUUCAAGGUCCUGGAGUGGCCUAGCCAGUCUCCAGAUCUCAACCCCAUAGAAAAUCUUUAGAGGGAGUUGAAAGUCUGUGUUGCCCAGCGACAGCCCCAAAACAUCACUGCUCUAGAGGAGAUCUGCAUGGAGGAAUGGGCCAAAAUACCAGCAACAGUGUGUGAAAACCUUGUGAAGACUUACAGAAAACGUUUGACCUGUGUCAUUGCCAACAAAGGGUAUAUAACAAAGUAUUGAGAAACUUUUGUUAUUGACCAAAUACUUAUUUUCCACCAUAAUUUGCAAAUAAAUUCAUUAAAAAUCCUACAAUGUGAUUUUCUGGAUUUUUUUUCCUCAUUUUGUCUGUCAUAGUUGACGUGUACCUAUGAUGAAAAUUACAGGCCUCUCUCAUCUUUUUAAGUGGGAGAACUUGCACAAUUGGUGGCUGACUAAAUACUUUUUUCCCCCACUGUAUAUCCGGUUUAUAAUACAGAAUAUAAUACAAGAAGGCACUCAAUGAAUUAAGAUAUCUCUCUUGUAACUCCCUUGUUGUCCUCUUUUAAUCCACACUGUCAGUGUUCAGCUAAAGUAAUUGACAUAUUUCGAACUUUUAUUGCCAACAGUCAGGGCUGAGGCAAUGGUUUCACUGCUAAAUGAUGUAACUUGUUACUUAAUUAUCAAAGACAUGUUGCAUUUAUCACCUGUUUGACCACAGCAUUUACCACAGUUCCAAUAUUACAAAUGUAGAAUUUGAACCAGUUUGCUACAGCAGGAAAAUAAUCCUGCACUAAUAGGAAAUGUGAAUUAUGGACAUUUUUGCAGGGGUUGAUACAUUUUCUGUGAGGGAAAAUCAAGUCUGAAAUUUCAAAGUGGAAGUUACAAACUUCAGAAGCCUUUUUAAACCUCAAAUAUACUACAAGUUUUAAAUUUCCUGCAUUGCAGAAAAGUUAUCCUGCAAUAGGGUGGUCAAAUUAAGAUCCUACAUUUGUAGAUCACCACCAAUAUGGAAUAGAUAUCUAACAAAUUACAACAGCCCAGCUAAAAACAAACACAUUAAAUAUCUAAGAUAGACUACUUCUCUUUCCAUCUAUCUUUGUACACAACUCCAUAUUAAGCGUGGUUUGAACUUCUCUGGCUCUUUUCCUUCCAGACAUCAGAUGAGCUCAACUGCUCUCCCUACAAAUGUAUGAUCUUGAUUUGAGCACUCUUUUGUUGCUGAGAAUAUUCCUACACAGCAGGAAAUGCAAACGUGUAGUGUAUUCAAGGUUUAAAAAGGCUUCUAAAGUUUGUAAUUUCCACUUUAAAAUGUCAGACUUGAUUUGCCCUAACAAAAAAUGUCUCAACCUCUACACAUUUUUUAAAUUAAUUAUAAUCCACAUAAUAAUUCACAUUUCCUGUUGCUGCAAGAUUAUUUUCAUGCUGUUGCAAACUGGCUCAAAUUAAGCUCCUACAUCUGUAAAUCGCUCAUCCAGAUCAGUCUGAGUACCAGCCCCGACAUCCACACUUAUUCAUCUGUACGACUCAUCUAUCUCUCCCUUCCAUUCACUUGUUGUCCUCCACCAUUUACUAAUUAAUUAAUUAAUUAAUGGAUGAAUGAAUGAAUGAAUGAAUGAAUGAAUGAAUAAAUGAAUGGAUGAAUGAUCUAUACCCACUCCAUCCUCUCUCUGUCUCUCUGCAGUAGUGGAUCUGAUCUACUGGCGGGACGUGGGGAAGACAGGGCUGGUGUUCACAGGGCUGGUGAUAGGCCUGGCCAGCCUGUUCCAGCUCAGUGCCGUCACCGUGCUGUCCUACCUGUGUAUGGCCAUCAUGUGUCUCACCUUCCCCCUACGCCUCUACUACAAACUCCUAGAGCUGAUUCGUAAGAACCCUGAAGGAGUGCACCCCUUCCAGUGAGUACAGUUUACAGCAGUUACCAUGCUGAAGUUUAUAUAUAGAGAGACAUAUCAUAUCACUCUAACAGCCAUCUGUGUAUUCGCACGCACGCACACACACACACACACCAACAAACAGCCAUCUGUGUAUGGCUCUGUGCAUCUGUUGGUAGAAAAUUAUUCUUGAAACUAGGGAUUUGUGUGUGUGUGUGUGUGUGUGGUAUCAGGUCUUAUAUAGUAGAUGACAGCUCUCUGACAGAUGAGGAGACGGUGUUGGUGGUGGAGGAAGUGGUGCUGAUGAUUGCCUUCGCCGUCACAGAGAUCAAACACCUGCUCUUCAUCGGCAGCAUCAUGGACUCCAUCAAGGUCAGGGGUCACUGUCAAUGUCCCUCUGAAAACGCAAAGAAAACUCAGUGUAUUACUGUAAUUAUGUACUGUAAAUAUGUGUGGGGAUUGGGGAAGAAGCUAAAGGUUGAAGUCACAUUAUCACCAGCACUUGAGUCAGACAACAUAACUGGUCCUCCUGACGGUUUACAUCAGCAAUUCGACAGAUGCAAUAUAUACAAUACAUCAACAAAACAUAUUAAUUGCUUCAUAAACUCACAUGCUAUCUCUACUGAUUCCAAACGAUGACAAUCUAAACAAAUGUUCUUCUGUUGUCAGUUUGUGGUGCUGCUGUACGUCUUGGCCUAUGUGGGCAUCACGACCAACGGACUGACCCUGGUGAUAGUUGGUGAGACCAUGCUGAUCCAUGCAAUACCUGUCUAUCUUAGUGUCUUACACCACACUGUCCUACAGCACUACCCUCAUACACGAUUAUGCUCUAAUUCCAUAACAUGUUACAUUGCUCUCUCUGUUUCAUUCAUACUUCACUUUCCCCCAUCACCUCUGAUCUGUCAUAAAGCUAUAUGUAAAUAAUAAUGUAUGUGAACAUAGUUUGUUGAUCGGAUUUCCUUCUCCGUCUCUUUCGCAGGUGUCAUCUGUGUUUUCUCUCUUCCACUAUUCUACAAACAAAUGCAGGUGAGGCAGAGAGCUCCUGCUGUUCACAUACUCUACUUGUAGAUAAUUAUAAUGUAAUCCACAUUACAGCAGCAACCAAAGGACUGUGUCUAAUAUGCACUUGUGUUUGGGUGACAGGGGCGAAUGAAGAGGAUUGGCAAAGCAGUCAACGGCCUCCUGAGGAAAAUCAAAAGCUUGUAAGUGCUGCACAAGCCUGUUGAAAUGACUGAUAUGACUGACUGUUCUAAUUUUUCAUAUGGAUAAUUUCCUAAUUGAACCAUACAGGGACAUUUAAUAUUCUGCUCUUUAAAAAAAUUCAGGGCACAAUAAACCAACAACUAUGGUAACCACAUUAUAAAUAUUUCAUCAUUGUUUACACAAUAUAAAAUAACUGAUUUCCCCCUUUUGACACUCUCACUUUUGUCUUUGCAGGUUUAAGAGGUUGUACAGUAAGCUGAGACCCUCUACUGCGGCUAAACCUGCUCCAACCACCACCCUGGCCCCAGUGCUGGCCCCAAAGCACAAACAAAAGUCAAAGUGAUAAGAAAGAGAAAGGGGGAUCUAUAGGAAAAGAGGGGGGUCAUUCAUAUGUCUUAUCAAACCACCUGGGAUUAGGGGCUGGAAAACUCUGACAAGGGUGGAGGGGGUACAAGGACCUCAUGG